GUCACAUCCUGUCAUUUUGAGGAAGCCAAGCAUUCGUUCUGGGUUAGUUUAGUGCAGUUAACACUUAACUACCAUCAGAGUUGGUCAGAGUACAGAAAGGCUUCUUUAAGAUUACAUUAGACUGAACUCUAAAACCAAACAACAUCAACACAAAAUGCUACAGAGGGCAGCCUCAAAUGUUUCAGACAAACCAAAGCCCAGUAAACCAAAGCGCUCCACCAGUUUUGGGCGAUUUGACGGCAUCAGACAACCAUCACCAGCCAGACUAGAGGAAAAUGUAACAAAAGUGACAGAGGAGUCUGGAUGUGAGAGUUCUGAUCAGACCAAACAAGGCAGCCUGGGGAAGAAGAUGAAGGCCAUCUCUCUAACCAUGCGCAGGAAGAUGGGCAAGAAGCACUUCAAAACCUUCUCUGAGGAAGCUGGUGAGGACACUGACAGAGACCUAGAGGAGGAAACAGAGAGCAGUCCUCCUGUUGAGAAAGGCUCUGAAGAGACCAGCAACUCUCUGGAGAGCCUCUGCAGCGGACAGAGCUCCUCCAGUGGUUUGGCCAGCGUCUCAGAUGGCUCCAGUACCAGAGACAGUCUGAGACUAGAAGAGGACGGCUCCUACAACGGACACUUCUGUGGUAGAGCACGGGUCCACACAGACUUUUUUCCCAGCCCAUAUGACACUGACUCCCUCAAACUCAAGGUUGGAGACAUUAUCAGCAUCAUCAGUAAACCUCCCAUGGGCAUAUGGACAGGGAUUCUGAACAACAAAGUGGGCAAUUUCAAGUUCAUCUAUGUUGACAUGCUCAUGGAGAAAGAAAGAGAGGAGGAGGCGCCAAAGAUCAGGCCUCAGAGGAUGAGCAAGAGACCACGACCAAAGACACUACUGGAACUACUGGAGCGGCUACAUCUAGAGGAGUAUGCAUCUGCACUGCUUCUGAAUGGCUACCAGACAGUAGAGGACCUGAGGCACCUGCAGGAGAAACACCUUAUAGAGUUGAACGUGAUGAAUCCAGAACACAGAGUCAGGCUGCUGGCUGCUGUCGACUGCAGAUAUACAGAGAGCGAUGAUGUGAGGGAGAGUGAGGAGCCCUCUUCAUCACACAGUUUGAAGGUGGAGAAGAGCGACUGUCCAAGAGACUCAGGCUGCUUUAUUCUAUCAGAGUGCUCUGAAAACAGCAAAGAGGACACAGAGAGCCAACCAGUCACACACUGAUAGGCCAGACUAUCCUAACUAACAGGUUUUGACAUGUAAAUUACAAUGGCUCACCAUGUUUGUCUUGUCUGUAUUUGGUUUUACAAGAUGGGAUUUAAUUAAUUACAUGUUAAAUGUAGCCAAUUUUUCUUAAAACUAAUGAAUUUAUUCCUCAUUUAUGCACCUUUUAUCUAACCUAUUCAUUCACAUGAAGCACAGGUGUCAAACUCAUUCCACGGCGGGCCGAAUAGCUGCGGGUUCCCUUGCGGGUUCACUCCUCCCUUGUACUUGGUUGAUGAAUUAAGGUCACAAAUUAGAAAAGAACUCCCCACACCUGGUAGUUUAUGUCUUAAUUGAAAGGAAAACAACUCAAACCUGCAGACACUAGGCCCUCCAUGGAAUGACACCCCUGACAAAUUAUAUUUGACUUAAAUCAAAUCUUAAUGUUUGUGUAUUGUGCUGGAAACUAUGGUGUGUGUGUGUGUUUGGUUUUACUAUCCUUGUGGUGACAGAAGGCUAUUUCAGGCUUAAGGGGUUAGGUUUAGGAGUUAGGGGGUUGUGGUUAGGGUUAGGUUAGGUUUAAGGUUAGUUUUAAGGUCAGGAAAAGUGGGAUUUUGAAUGGAAAUUCAUUGUUUACUAUCCUUGUCCCAACAAGGAUAGUAAAACAAACAUGUGUGUGUGCGUGCAUGGGAGUUUUUACAUAUCUUUUUGAACAAUCCUGGUUCAACAAAAUGUACAGUACCAGUGGAGGCUGCUGAGGGGAGGACGGAUCAUAAUAAUGGCUGAAACGAUCGAAUGGAAUGGCAUCAAACACAUGGAAACCAUAUGUUUGAUGUAUUUGAUAUCGUUCUACUUUUUCCACUCCAGCCCUUACCACGAGCCGUCCUCCCCAAUUAAGUUGCCACCAACCUCCUGUGAAAUGUACAUACUUGUAGAACUCAAUAAGUGCAACAUGUCACACAUUAAUAAAGUAUUUAUGCAUCAAGUCA
Messenger RNA from Oncorhynchus kisutch (coho salmon), 2172 nucleotides. RefSeq names its product SAM domain-containing protein SAMSN-1. Gene Ontology annotation, molecular function: protein binding. Bases 155 to 1204 code for a protein of 349 amino acids. The record is from RefSeq and is a predicted model, not a curated record. Lineage: Eukaryota; Metazoa; Chordata; Actinopteri; Salmoniformes; Salmonidae. The transcript is spliced from 7 exons.